GUCUCGCCUGGCGUCCACCACGACCCAGCUGCAUAUUCCAAGGUUUAGGACCUUCUGAGUCGUCGCAGUCGACCGCGCAGGACUUGCACUCACUCGGAUCGUCGUAUUUCCCGCAGUUUUUCACGAUGGCCACGGAUUACUCGCCUGAGUCUUCAAGCCCUCAGCCUCACCCCUACCUUCAUGAACCGAUCCUGUAUAUUGCUACUUUGCCGUCAUGGCUCGACAACGAGCUUGUAGCUCAAGCGCUUACUGGCUGUGCGCCUUUCCGGCUCAAUAUGAAUCGCGAUGAGGAGAACAAGACGAUGUCCGGGACCAUUGAGUUCAAGUUCCUCGAUAAAGCUGAGAAGGCUCUGGCUGUUGCGCACUCACGUCCAAUCCCCGAAACAGAGCCGCCAGUGAUCCUGACCCUCUCGCCGUACCCUCUCACGAAUCCGCCUACACCGCUUCCACCCCCAAAUGCAGGACCUCGAUUGGUCAAAGAGCUUCCUCCGGAUUACGACUUCUUGAAACUUUACGAUUUGUUCAGGCCAUUCGGGGCCAUUGCCUCAGUCCGGUACCCAACGAGCUUCGGUGUUAAUACCGGAGUAGUCCAGUUCUGGCGAGAGGAGGAUGCGCGACAAGCACAAGAAGCGAUGCAUUGCGCGGAUGUCGAUGGGUAUAAUAUUGUGGUACAAAUGUACCAACCGAGGCGGGCGGGGUCGAACGUCUCGGAGUUCAGUCCCAGUGCCCCAGCUUUCGUUCCCUCAGGCUCUGUAUUCCCAUACCCAGCACAGUACUCUCCUCACUCGCCACAUUCGCCACCACGAGCCCUCUCGUAUUCACCUCGGCAAGCUCCUGCACCGUUCGUCCAUGGUCCUGGUCAACAGGUGCAAGUACACCAUGGGAGCCAUAGCGGGUUAAUCGACCCAUGCAAUCUCUUCAUCAAAAAUCUUGACGCAGAGAUUGAUUCUAAUGCCCUAUUCGCACACUUCCGCCAGUUCGGCCAAAUAGUCAGUGCGCGUGUGAUGCGAAAUGAGAAUGGCGAGAGUCGUGGGUUCGGAUUUGUCUCAUAUCAGACACCCGACCAAGCCUCUAAUGCUAUGCAGGCCAUGAACGGUGUUGUCCUUGGCUCUAAGCCAAUUGUUGUUCGGCUCCAUGAGCCAAAGCAAUUGCGACAGGAGAAGCUUGCCGCUAGAUUUGCUGGUCAGAACGGUCACCCGAGGAGCGCCAGUGGGGCGACCAGCCCUACUCUCAGCGAAGGCGGCGAGAGCUAUGCAGGGUGGGGAAGCCCGCGCAAACCACCAAGCAUGCUUGGAUCGCCGCCUCACAAUAACCACGGUGACCAUCCUAACAGGCUUAGACGAGGUAGCGGUAGUUACUAUAAUGCUGCGCUUGCGGGGACCUUGAAUGUGCCGAUGCGCUACGACGAUUUGGCUGCCCUUUCACCGGUCGUCCGGAGGGAAGUAUUGAUGGGAGAGCUCAAUCGUCGCGUCAAGUCCUUGAAUACUGUGCCUCCAAAUGAGAUCGACUCGAUCGUAGAAAAGCUGGUCGCGUUAUCAUUGAGCGACGUCGUCACGGUCAUCCAUGAUCAGAACAAAUUGGCGGAGCAGAUUCAUUCAGUUCAGAAUUCGCUCCAUGCCAAACCCACGGCAUCGCGAGAGAAAUCUCCUUCACCGUCGGUAUCACAAGAUUCACGGCUAUUGGAUGCCAGUACCUUGAUUGCGACCGCAUCCGCACCCGAGCACCCCUCAACGCCCGUGUCUGUGUCUCCCGCUAUCUCGACACCCCCCCGCACUUCGUCACCCUCAGGCUCCGUCGCGCAAGGGAGCGAGCGGGAUCGCAUGUAUGCCGCGGUGUGCAAGCUGGAAUCCUCCAAGCAAGCAGAGCUCACGGAGCUGAUGAUGAGUUUACCAAAACGCGACCGCGCGAUGUGUCUGUUCAAUAUCGACGUGCUACGAUCAAAGCUGCAGGACGCCAAGAUGGUGUUGGAGAGUGACGAAGGCGAAGAUGCACCCCCUGUACCUGUGACGCCGCAAGCGAGGAAGAUUUCGUCCCGCUCGUUAGAGGAGAGCCCGCGGACGCCGGACCUGUCGUCUAGAGGACCAUCUGUGGCUGGAUCACCGACGCCCGCUACUCCUGAUGCUUCGUCUGCUGGUUAUACUAUCGCUUCAUUGGCCCGCCUCUCUGCGGUGGAAAUUGUCAGGAUCGCGAGCUCGCCGUCCGCUACGGGCUUGCCCCUGCCCAAGGCCGAUCCUUUGGUCGUCAAGGCCACGGAUGAGUUCAUAGAUGGACUGCUUGACAAACCUAUUCAGCAGCAGAAGCAGGCUUUAGGCGAUAAGUUGUGGCGGGUGAUCAAAGCGUUCGGUAUCAAGGGAGCUCCCAAACUCACGAUUACGCUUUUGGACCAAGAGGAGCUCCGACCUCUUGCUCAUCUCAUGAACAGUUAUCCUAGCGUCCUCAAGGAGAAGGCAUUGCUCACGCAGGCGGCCACCCUUGGCAGUAAAUAAGCCGAUAUCCGUUGUCUCAAAUGUUUUCACGAUUGCUCCAGUUUUCCGCUCCUCCUUGCUCGUAAUCACUCGUUAUUUUUUUGAUCGCCCCAACUUCUGCCAUUCCCAUUUGCAUGUUUCUAGGGAAUCCCGUCCGUCAGGAUCUUCAGGAUUUUUAUCCCAUCUAUCCCGUCGAUAAUUUUCCUCGCUUCAAACUGCUGUGCACCUCCUUGUCUCGUGUCCGAUUGACUAGUAAUAGUACCACACUUGCAUUCUUUUGUUAUAUCCCCUUUGACUCGGCUUUUACCCCAUCCUCGUUCAGUGCUCGCCUACUUACACUGCGUAUCAUACAUCUACAUCCUUGCUCUCUUACUUCCAACAUCUUUUGACUUGUGUUUUUACGACCCUAUCACGAUGUUAUUGUCUCUUUCGCGUUGGUUCUGUCCUUGUCAAGCAAAGCGACCGGUUGUCGAUCAUGUUCUUUUGUUGAGCACGCAAAG
Messenger RNA from Gloeophyllum trabeum ATCC 11539, 2965 nucleotides. RefSeq lists its product as uncharacterized. The coding region runs from base 126 to 2486 and encodes 786 amino acids. Gene Ontology annotation, molecular function: RNA binding. The record is from RefSeq and is a predicted model, not a curated record. Lineage: Eukaryota; Fungi; Basidiomycota; Agaricomycetes; Gloeophyllales; Gloeophyllaceae. The transcript is spliced from 10 exons.